Molecule: messenger RNA, 1920 nt
Organism: Aspergillus pseudoviridinutans
Lineage: Eukaryota; Fungi; Ascomycota; Eurotiomycetes; Eurotiales; Aspergillaceae
Product: electron-transferring-flavoprotein dehydrogenase
Exons: 3
Coding region: 1-1920 (639 amino acids)
Biological process (GO): electron transport chain
Cellular component (GO): mitochondrial inner membrane
Molecular function (GO): iron-sulfur cluster binding; electron-transferring-flavoprotein dehydrogenase activity
Source: RefSeq, a predicted model, not a curated record
AUGGCUUCGAAAGGAGCCGUCUUGCCUCUCUUGAGGCGCGAGUUGCAAACAAAUCGCACACAACUGAAUAGAGCCGCUUCAACCUUUUCGACGGUUGCUACGACCGUUCGGAACAGGAGAGCAGUGUCCGCUAGGCAUUCGGCCCGCCACAGCGCGCUUUUCUCUCGGAGACAACUACUCGGUCAAACUCGGGCAUUUUCGCAAUCGCUAUCGGCAAGGCUUCCAGAUGAGCAUGAUCAUUUCGAUCCCCGUCAAGUAGAGAGGGAGUCGGAUGAGGUGGACGUGUGCAUUGUUGGUGGCGGUCCUGCCGGUCUUGCGGCAGCUAUCCGACUGAAGCAACUCGCAAACGAGGCUGGAAACGAGGAGUUCCGUGUGAUUUUGCUGGAAAAAGCGGGAGAGCUGGGCGCACAUAUACUUUCAGGCAAUGUUCUUCAACCGACCGCAAUGAAUGAGCUUCUGCCCGAUUGGUUGUCCGAGGAUAAUCCAUCACGAUUUGAGGGCGCAACACCGGCACGGGAGGACAAGAUGCGCUUUUUGACCAAGAACUUGUCGUUCCCGAUUCCCGCCCCACCCCAAAUGAACAAUCAUGGCAACUACAUUGUCAGUCUGAACGAGCUGACGAAGUGGUUGGGUGAGCGAGCUGAGGAAUUGGGUGUCGAGAUCUACCCUGGAUUUGCCGCUAGCGAGUUGGUCUACAAUCGGGACGGCUCCGUCCUCGGCGUUGCGACAAACGAUCUUGGUGUUGGUCGGGACGGCAAGCCCAAGGACAAUUUUGAGCGGGGUAUGGAGUUCCAUGCUCGUGUCACUCUCCUCGCCGAGGGCUGCCAUGGUAGUUUAACGAAGCAGGUGAUCAAAAAGUAUGACCUCAGACGCGAUAGUCAACCCCAGACUUACGGUAUCGGGUUGAAGGAGGUGUGGGAGAUUCAACCGGAAAAGUUCAGGUCGGGAGAAAUCGUGCAUUCUAUGGGAUACCCGCUUCCUUCGGAUACCUACGGUGGUGCCUGGAUGUACCAUUUUGGAGAGAACUUGGUUAGCAUUGGGUUGGUGGUUGGUUUGGAUUAUCCCAACCCAUGGCUUUCACCUUAUGGAGAGUUCCAGAAGCUCAAGCACCACCCCUUGUUCAGGGAGGUCUUGGAGGGCGGUAAAUGCAUCUCCUACGGUGCUAGGGCGCUCAACGAGGGUGGCUUCCAGUCGAUUCCUAAAUGUGCUUUCCCAGGAGGCGCUCUCAUCGGUGACACUGCUGGCUUCUUGAACGUUCCCAAAAUCAAGGGCACUCAUUCGGCUAUGAAAUCGGGUAUGUUGGCAGCGGAGUCUACCUUCAAUGCUUUGCAGAAUGACAACAACGGUACUGUCUUCCUUUUCGAAUACGAGGAUGCUCUUCGAAAGUCCUCGAUCUGGAAGGAGUUGUACGAAGUGCGCAAUAUGCGGCCCUCGUUCAAAUCGCCGCUCGGUCUUUACGGCGGUAUCCUCUACUCCGGCUUAGAAGCCUUCCUGUUCCGCGGUAAAACACCCUGGACACUCAAGCACCACGGUACAGAUGCAGCAUCCACCAAAUCGGCAUCUGAAUGUGAGAAGAUCGAAUACCCCAAACCUGACGGCGUGAUCAGCUUCGAUAUUCUGACCAGUGUGAGCCGAACUGGAACGAACCACGAAGAGGACCAGCCUGUCCAUUUGCAGGUCGCUGAUUGGGACAAGCAUACGGACAUCGCUUGGCCCAAGUACCAGGGCGUUGAAAACAGAUUCUGUCCUGCUGGCGUCUACGAGUACGUCGAGGAUUCAAGCAAGGAGCACGGUGUUCGCUUCCAAAUCAAUGCCCAAAACUGUAUCCACUGCAAGACGUGUGAUAUCAAGGUACCAACACAGGAUAUCAAUUGGCAAACGCCUCAGGGUGGAGAAGGCCCUAAAUACUUCAAGACAUAA